UGGUUUGUUGCAUGAAGCUUUAAUGAAAGAAGCAUUGUUGCAUUCAGUCUCUUAACUUUCGGUCUUUACUUCACUAUAAGGCAACACAUUUGCUCUCUACAACCCAAACAUGGCAAGCCUAAGUACAGAAUAUGUCUUUCCUCAACCUAGAACAACCUACAAUAAUGAGGAGCUCAGGAUUGUGAUGGUGGGAAAAACUGGCGCUGGGAAGAGCGCCACAGGAAACACCAUUCUGGGGAAACAGGUCUUUGAAUCAUACUUCUCUGCUAAAUCUUCGACUGAUAAAUGUGAUAAGGUCUUUGGUGAGGUUGAUGGACAAAAGGUUGCUGUUGUCGACACUCCGGGUCUGUUUGACACCGGAAUUGAUGAAAAGAAAAGAGUUAAAGAUAUUGCCCAGAGCAUUUCUUUUGCGUCUCCUGGACCCCAUAUCUUCCUGGUCGUCAUCAGACUGGGCAGAUACACAGAGGAAGAAAAGCACACAGUGCAGAAGAUACAGGAAAUAUUUGGAGAGGAAGCAGACAAAUACAGCAUGGUUCUCUUUACCCAUGGUGACCUGCUCAAAGGGGAACAGAUUGAGGAGUUCAUGAGAGACAGUGAAGACCUGCAGGCACUUGUGGGCAGAUGUAAUGGCCAGUACCAUGUCUUCAAUAAUAAUGACCCGAAGGAUCGUUCUCAGGUCAGCGAGCUGCUCAACAAGAUCAGAAACAUAACCGAGAAGAACGGAGGAAGUCAUUACACCACUGAAAUGUUCCAGAGGGCAGAGAAGAAGAUUGAAGAGGAAAAACAACGAAACCUUAUAGAGAAACAAGCACAAAUGAGCGGAGAGCUGGAGGAACUGAAAAAGAUGGUAAAGGUAAUGUAUGAGAAACAGAUAAGGGAGGCUAAGGCUGACAGGGAGAGGGAGACAUUAAGGGCAGCUCAUGAAAACAAAAUGGAAGAGGAAAUAAAAAAACUAAAAGACAUGCGGGAAAGGCAGGCCAGACAGGAAGCUGAGAAAAGCCCUUCAAUACUCGAACUGUUAGCUGAGCUUAUUAAACAAGUGUUAUUGUGUUAUGGCAGCAAUUUUCCUGUCAAAUACCUGAAACUACCAGAACCAGUAGCAUUUCUUGUAAAUGCUGAUGGGAGGGGUGGACAGUGUUUGGUAGGUGUGGCUUAUUACAUGAAGUUCUUAUAUAGUGUUGUUGCAGACAGACUUAGUUCUUCAGCUCAGCAGCAGACCUGCUCUUUCCUCCAUAACCCAAGGAUGGCCAGCGAAAAUACCAGAAAUGCCAUCCCAUCUGAACUGUGCAGAUACAAUAAUGAGGAGCUCAGGAUUGUGAUGGUGGGGAAGACUGGAGUUGGGAAGAGCGCCACAGGAAACACCAUUCUGGGAAAACAGUACUUCAAAUCAAAGUUCUCCCCUAAAUCUUUAACUGAACACUGUGAUAAGGCCGAUGGUGAGGUGGACGGACAAACAGUUGCAGUUAUUGACACUCCGGGUCUGUUUGACACCAGGAGUGAUCAAGAGAAAACAGUUAAAGAUUUUGCCCAGUGCUUUUCUUUUGCGUCUCCUGGACCCCAUAUCUUCUUGGUCGUCAUCAGACUGGGCAGAUACACAGAGGAAGAAAAGCAGACGGUGCAGAAAAUUCAAGAAAUAUUUGGAGAGGAAGCAGACAAAUACAGCAUGGUUCUCUUUACCCAUGGUGACCUGCUCAAAGGGGAACCAAUUGAGGAGUUCUUGAGGGACAGUGAAGACCUGCAGGCACUUGUGGGCAGAUGUAACGGCCAGUACCAUGUCUUCAAUAAUGACCUGAAACAUUGUUCUCAGGUAAGUGAGCUGCUUAAGAAGAUCAGAAACAUAACCGAGAAGAACGGAGGAAGCCAUUACACCACUGAAAUGUUCCAGAGGGCAGAGAAGAAGAUUGAAGAGGAAAAACAACGUAUCCUUUUAGAGAAUAAAGAGCCAAUCCGCAAAGAGCAGGAGGAACUGGAGAAGACAAUAAAGGGAAAGUAUGAGCAACAAAUGAGGGAGGUGAAAGAUGACAAGGAGAGGAUAGAGAAAUUAAGGGCAGCUCGUGAAAAAGAACUGGAGGAGGGAAUUAAAAUACUGAAAUAUAGGCAAAACAAGGAGGCCAGAAGGAAAGCUGAGAAGAGCCCUAAAUUACUCGAAAUAGUAGCUGGAGUUUUAGGAGUUGUUGUUCUUGUUUUGUCAGUAUUAGCUAAAUUUAAGUUUUGACUUGUUAAUAUUCACAUUCCAGGUUUUGGUUUUCUGGUCUUAUUUGUAAUCAUAAUAGUGUUGAGUAUUUUAUUACAUUAAAAUUGUGGUUACUUUAGAUUUUUAACGUGUGAUAUUUACUUCCACGAUGUGGACCUAUCCUUUAGCUUGCGAUUGUGCUCCACAUAAUAGUUUGCACCGCCCCAGGAAAAUUUGUCUAUCUUUUAUUUUUUUGACUUGGUUUAUAAUUUGUCUGUAAAUUUCACCUAAUGUUCUGUGUUCCACUAAUACUCAAAAUAUGCUGACCACAUAAAAAACAGGGUUUGAUUUCUGUAAUAUCUCAAGUAUUGUUACUUUAAUAAAUAUGUCAAUCAAAUUGGAUUGUAUAGUACAGAUGUAUAUAACUUGCCAUGGAAGUUGUAUAUCAUUUCUUUUGCUGAUUGACUUGGUUUUAUUGUUAAUCAUUUACACAUUUAACGUGUAGGUUUGUUGUGUAUGAUGUAAUAACUGACACCUGCUCUCUUUACAUCAAGGAUCACAACUUCUCUUGUGUGUGGUUGAAUAUCCUCUGCUUCAUAAUGUCAAAUAAACCAAACAAAACUUU
Molecule: messenger RNA, 2798 nt
Organism: Micropterus salmoides (largemouth bass)
Lineage: Eukaryota; Metazoa; Chordata; Actinopteri; Centrarchiformes; Centrarchidae
Product: GTPase IMAP family member 8-like
Exons: 5
Coding region: 110-2215 (701 amino acids)
Molecular function (GO): GTP binding
Source: RefSeq, a predicted model, not a curated record